Molecule: messenger RNA, 1044 nt
Organism: Gekko japonicus
Lineage: Eukaryota; Metazoa; Chordata; Lepidosauria; Squamata; Gekkonidae
Gene: LHX6
Product: LIM homeobox 6
Exons: 9
Coding region: 1-1044 (347 amino acids)
Biological process (GO): regulation of transcription by RNA polymerase II; neuron differentiation; forebrain neuron development
Cellular component (GO): nucleus
Molecular function (GO): RNA polymerase II transcription regulatory region sequence-specific DNA binding; DNA-binding transcription factor activity, RNA polymerase II-specific
Source: RefSeq, a predicted model, not a curated record
AUGACCAAUGACCUGCAAGCCCAGCCGGACGGGGAGGCGCUGCCCGGUGCCCUGGAGAAGGAUGAGGCGCGCUCGGGAGCCAGCACGCCGUCCACGCCGUCCGUCUGCUCCCCGCCGUCCUCGGCGUCCUCCUCCCUCCCGUCGGGGGCCAAGAACAUCUGCUCCAGUUGCGGCCUGGAGAUCUUGGACCGGUACCUGCUCAAGGUGAACAACCUCACCUGGCACGUCCGCUGCCUCGAAUGCUCCGUGUGCCGAACCUCUCUUCGCCAGCAGAACAGCUGCUACGUGAAGAACAAAGAGAUCUUCUGCAAGAUGGACUACUUCAGUCGGUUUGGUACAAAAUGUGCCCGUUGCGGCAGACAGAUCUAUGCCAGUGACUGGGUUAGGAGGGCUCGUGGCAAUGCCUAUCACCUUGCCUGCUUUGCUUGCUUUUCCUGCAAAAGGCAGCUAUCGACUGGAGAGGAGUUUGGACUGGUGGAAGAGAAAGUCCUGUGCCGGAUUCACUACGAUACCAUGAUAGAGAACCUGAAACGUGCAGCGGAGAAUGGUAAUGGCAUCACACUGGAAGGGGCAGUCCCAUCUGAGCAAGACAGUCAGCCAAAGCCAGCCAAGAGAGCACGGACGUCCUUCACAGCAGAGCAGUUGCAGGUCAUGCAAGCACAGUUUGCUCAGGAUAACAACCCAGAUGCUCAGACCCUUCAGAAGCUGGCAGACAUGACAGGUUUGAGCAGGAGAGUUAUUCAGGUUUGGUUUCAGAACUGCAGAGCACGGCAUAAAAAGCAUACGCCUCAACACACGGUGCCCCCUUCUGGAGCCUCCCAGUCCCGCAUCCCUUCAGCGCUGUCUGACGAUAUCCACUAUUCCCCCUUCAGCAGUCCUGAGAGGGCCAGGAUGGUGACGCUCCACAGCUACAUAGAAAGUCAGGUACAGUGUGGACAAAUGCACUGCCGGCUUCCUUACGCUGCCCCGCCUGUGCACCUCAAAGCUGACAUGGAAGGACCUCUAUCAAGUAGGGGGGAGAAGGUCAUCCUCUUCCAGUACUGA